Porites evermanni is the source of this 495-nucleotide messenger RNA. NCBI's taxonomy places the organism in Eukaryota, Metazoa, Cnidaria, Anthozoa, Scleractinia, Poritidae. The record is from the annotation of a GenBank genome assembly.
AUGAAUUUUUCCACCUCUGAGGACCUAACUAUUCAACAGUAUUACACUGAAAAAUAUGGCUCAAUCGAAAAUUUGAUUGGUAAAGCCAAGAAUGGCGAAAUCGUCGCCCAAGCAGAUCUGGGAAUGGCUUACUCAGAGGGUUUUGGCGACGUGUUGCCGAUGGACGAUGACAAAGCCAUUGGAUGGCUUAACACUGCUGUAGAAAACGGUAAUGAAUUUCCUACCGUCCUUGCAAAACUUGGUGAAUUGUUAGACAGGAAAGGAACACCACUAUAUCAGCGAAAGGCGUACGAGAUGUACCUCAGGGCAGCGAAACUGGGCUUUGGAAAUUCUCAGUUUAAUCUAGCAGAAAUGUAUCGAUGUGGGGUUAAUGGAGUCGUGAACAAAGACAUCAAGGAAGCAUUUAAAUGGUAUAAAAAAACAGCUGAUGAAGAUAUGAGUGGUGGCCAACAUGAUGCAAAGAAACCUGGUACAUUAUUAGCUGGGACGAUGAGA